AUGGUCAUCAUGUCAACUACACCCCCCCACCCUCAUCCGCUCAACUUCGAGGCAAACCUUUCAAUGUAUAUUCCACUCGGGGCAUUGGAACCUAUCCUGCCCGCAUAUGCCCGAUUGCCCAAGGAGUCUAGCCUGUCUUCUACAUCGCCAUUCGUCUCUCAGCAUAGUGCCUGUACGGGCGCCGAUGAUUUGGAAGAUGGCGUCGCCGCCGACCAGCAGCAGGAUGCCGUCUCCAUGUCCGCAAAGGACAGGAAGAAGGCCAGGAAGAAGGCCAAGAAGCAGCAGCUUGCCGCUGCAUCUACACCAUCAGCUGAGGAGCAACCGCCCGAAGAGGCCCCGGUAGAGGCCCCGGCAGACGACAUGCCGUCGGCGGACGAGACCCCGGCGGCAGAGGAAGCAACGAACCUGUAG
Messenger RNA from Geosmithia morbida, 411 nucleotides. RefSeq lists its product as uncharacterized. Bases 1 to 411 code for a protein of 136 amino acids. The record is from RefSeq and is a predicted model, not a curated record. The transcript has 3 exons. Lineage: Eukaryota; Fungi; Ascomycota; Sordariomycetes; Hypocreales; Bionectriaceae.